AUGCCUCUGAAAGGAAGGACAACAAUGAGAAGGCCUGCAAAUGAUGUCCUUGAGAAUGAGGUUCCCUCUCUGCCAGUUGCAUUCCCUAUGAACGCCAUUCUUAAGGCUUUAAGAGGCCUUCCUGGCCAACAGAUGGAUCCAGCUUCUCGGCAGAGUCACCACUUCCAGAUCUUCCAUCAGAUUCAAAUGCCUAAGUCUAAGGGUGGAAAGGAUUUCAUGAUUGCUGAAAGAUUGUCGAGGCAGAUAAAUAAGAGUUUAAACAUUAUGGGAACACUUAAGGAGUAUCGUGUUAAGAGAUGGUUCAAUCAAGGAGGAGGUUCUAGUGCAAGCAUAAGCCAUCCUGGUCAAGGAAAAGGGACAGCAAAGGAAAAAUCCUCUGGUCAACACUCUGCUAUUGGUGGUGAUGAUGUGCAAGGAGGAACAUGCCAGGGAGUUGUGGAUGGUAUGUUGAGUGUACCUAUGGGAGGGCAUGGUAAAGUAUCAACCAUCUGUAAAUCGCUUUGUAUUGUGUUCGAAGGGCAUAAGUUAUUAGGAAACCUAAUAGUGUUACCUAUGGGACAAUUUGAUGUGAUUCUUGGCAUGGAUUGGUUGUCUAAGUACCAAAUAAUUGUUGAUUUCUCACGUAAAAUGGUGAAUCUUUUAACUCUAAGUGGAGAUUUCGUUGUAUAUCGAGCCAACAUGAAUGCAGUAAGACAGAAUCAUAUCCUUAAGGCGUGUAUAGGUGGGGAAAGAAACUUAGAGUGUUACGGGAUUCUGUUUGCAAUUGAGGAUGAGUCUAGGUCUCUAGACAAGUUUCCUUGGAUAUCAGUGGUUAAUGGCUUUCUAGAUGUGUUUCCGGAGGAUUUGCCAGGACUACCACCUGAUAGACAGAUUGAGUUUUACAUUGAUUUGAUUCCCGGGACUCAACCAAUUUCUAUUGCACCUUAUCGCAUGGAACCUCUAGAGAUUGCUGAAUGGAAAGACCAAUUGGGUGAGCUAAUGGAUAAAUGUUAUAUUAGGAAUAGUACUACUACAUGGGGAGCUCCAGUUUUGUAUGCCAAGAAUGCUGAUGGAUCAUUGCGACUGUGCGUCGAUUAUCGGAAAUUGAAUCAAAUGAAAGUUAAGAACAAGUAUCCAUUGCCAAGGAUAUAUGAGUUAUUUGAUAAGCUCAUAUGUUCAACUUGUUUUUCCAAGAUUGACUUAAGGUCAAGCUAUCAUCAAUUGAGGAUUAAGGAAGAGGAUAUUCCUAAAACUACUUUCAGAACGCGUUAUGGACAACUUGAAUUUUUGUGGGAAAUACCAAAGAACGUUACUGAGAUUCUAAGUUUCCUUGGGUUAGAAGGUUACUAUCGUCUCUUUGUGGAGAAUUUUUCUGAAAUUGCUAUGCCUUUGACAAAGCUAACAAGAAAGGAUUUAAAGUUUGUGUGGGAUGACAGUUGUGAAGAAGCUUUCAAAGAACUUAAGCAAAGAUUGACUACGACGCCUGUUCUCACUGUGCCUAAUAGUGAUGAAUCGUAUAUGGUAUUCACUGAUGCUUGUGGUACUAGUUUAGGAGGAGUUAUUUUGCAAAAUGGCAAGUUUUUGCCUAUGAUUCAUGCCAAUUGA
Molecule: messenger RNA, 1584 nt
Organism: Humulus lupulus (European hop)
Lineage: Eukaryota; Viridiplantae; Streptophyta; Magnoliopsida; Rosales; Cannabaceae
Exons: 4
Coding region: 1-1584 (527 amino acids)
Source: RefSeq, a predicted model, not a curated record